CAGAUUACUAAUUAGUUACUUACUACGUAACCUCACAUUUUUACUUGCUUGCUUUCUCUUGAGGUUAUUUUAUUUUUUGUAAGCAGACAUUUGCGCGUUUACAUAGGUCUGUAAAGCAUAAGAAAAUGAAUGAUGAUACUAUUAAAAUUGGUGACUAUCUUAUCAUCCAGAAGCAGAAUUACAGAAAAUUGCAUAAAUUUACAAAACCCAAUUCUAGUAUAAAUUUGGGUAGAGACAGUGUAAAUUUAUCUGGUAUAGAAGGAUGUCCCUAUUUCUCAGUGUUUAAAAUGAUUUCGUUGGGUGGAAAAAGAAAUAAGGAAUACAUUUUAGAACGGACAGAUGCAGCAGUGAACUUGAAAGAUGAAAUAGAUGUGAAAGUAUCUGGUAAUGAUAACAGGAACAUAUUGGAUGAUGGUCGAUCUCAGAAACUUUCUGCUGCUGAAAUUGAAGAGCUAAAGUGCGACGCAGUGAAGGCUUCGGAUAUUGUAGAAACGUUAAUUACCAACUCUAAUACAUUUCAUAAUAAAACUGAAUUCUCACAAGAGAAGUACUUGAAAAAGAAAGAAAAAAAGUACUUUGAAUAUCUCCAAGUUGUGAGGCCAAACCUGAGAUUAAUAACAGAAGUUAUGUAUAGGCUAGACCCAGGCAAAAUUCAGGGUAUUAGGAUAGAUACAUUAUCACAAAUUAUGACAUUAUCAAAUAUUCAAUCUGAAGGUGUACAUUUGCUUUAUGACUCAGGGUCAAAUGGUUUAGUGGCUGCUGCUUUAUUAAGUGCUAUUGGAGCAAACACCAAUGGUAAACUUGUACAUAUGCACCCUGGAAACAUGUCCCAGAAACAAGGUUUAUUAGCUAUGAAUUUUAGUGAAGAACAUUUAUGUAGAUGCAUUUCUGUUAAUGUUUAUUCAGUAUUGAGACAAUUCCAUCAGGGUUGUGAUGUGAAUGUCAGUAUUGAUUUGGCAGAUUCCAAUUAUGAAAAAAAUAAGUUGAAAAGGAAAGCUCCCAAUGACAAUAAAGAUAUAAACGAACCAAAAAAUAAAAUGCAAAAAGUUGAAAAUGGUGAUGAAAAGUCCACAGAGAAUAUAAAUAUUUCUAAUUCAUCUGAUUUACAAAUAGAGCCAAAAAAGCCAAAAUGGCACUUUGAUAACAUUACCGCAUCAGAUUUAUUAAAGGAAAAAGUUGAUUCUCUAAUAAUAACUUGUAAAGAAGACCCUCUGAGUAUAUUUAAAGAGUUGGUUGAAUUUGUAAAGCCUGGUAGACCUUUUGUUGUUUAUUACCCUGUUGUUGAACCCCUCCUACAACUGUAUUUAACAUUAAGAUCUUACAGCAAUGUAGCAGCUUUAAAAAUUACUUGUAAUUGGAUGCGAAAUUACCAGGUACUACCUGAGAGAACACAUCCAGAAGUGACAAUGAACUGUUCAAGUGGAUUUUUGUUGACAGGAUAUGUGUUAAAAUAAGGUUACAUGGAUAGUAAUAAGAAUAAAUAGAUUUUUUAUAAAUUUA
Messenger RNA from Plodia interpunctella (Indianmeal moth), 1500 nucleotides. It is a transcript of the gene Trmt6, whose product is annotated as tRNA methyltransferase 6 non-catalytic subunit. The transcript is spliced from 2 exons. Gene Ontology annotation, cellular component: nucleus; tRNA (m1A) methyltransferase complex. Gene Ontology annotation, biological process: tRNA methylation. The coding region runs from base 126 to 1454 and encodes 442 amino acids. Lineage: Eukaryota; Metazoa; Arthropoda; Insecta; Lepidoptera; Pyralidae. The record is from RefSeq and is a predicted model, not a curated record.